Amoebophrya sp. A25 is the source of this 1011-nucleotide messenger RNA. Lineage: Eukaryota; Dinophyceae; Syndiniales; Amoebophryaceae. The record is from the annotation of a GenBank genome assembly.
GGGGCCAGGAGUAAACUGAGGAUAAUGGUUCGACGUGGCAGUGCCAAAGUCUGUUUAUUCGCUGCAUCAGGCAAGGAGGCUGCGUCUGCGAUGAAAGCGGCUCUAAAAGGGAUGAACGGCAUAAGCUACCUCUACGGAGACAGCAAUCUUCAGAACCGUCCUCGCAUCUUGCAAGAGGAAGAUAAAGUAGCAGACUGGAGAAGUGGUUCCACAACAAGAAGUACCUCGAAGAUCGUAGUUGGAGAGCGAGACGACGAGAGCAGUACUCUAGGUACAACAACAACAGUAGUUGCCGAAGAUGCAGGAGCAUCUUCUUCUUCUUCAUCUACCUCUGCUGACGUUGAAAGGAAGACUAAGGUUCCAUACCUGUGCACUCCGGAGCCUGUGCGGGAAUUUCAGCCUUACGAAUUCUUUGGCCCCGCACAAAACCCGCACAGAGAAGCAGCAAUCUUUCCUCUUUUAUGAUCAAGACAAGCUCCUAAUCCUAUAAUUCAACAUCAUGAUGAUCAUCACAUAUCACUUUGUUUGUGCGUCCUCGUGGUGUUGACGUUCUUGUAAAAGAUCAUACAAACAAGGGGAAGGGACAAGCAAAAUGUUGUUGUUCUACCUAUGUAAAUGUUGAAGAAGUGCAAGGUCCUCACUGGACGUCCGUGAUGAUGAUGAAUCAGAAUCAAUGCACCACGCUCUAACUCUCGAAGUACAGGUGACAGCUGCAGAAGCGGAUACUCAUGUCUCCUUAUUCUUUCAGACCGCAAAUGAUGUGACGUUGAGAGAUGGCGAACUUAUCCGUGAUCGCAUCACCAUCCUUCCUGAGCCUAUGGACGAUAAAGCUGCGUCUGCGAAAGAUGUUGACAACGAACUUCAGCUACAACAAGCAACAGCUUACUACAAGUUCUAUCUUGCUAAGUCACCACUUCUUUUGGACAAGCUGAGUCUGGAAUUAGCGACACCAGAUUUAGAUGAGGGAGAUGAAGGAAAGUCACAGUUAAAAGUAGAGGAGAAGAAAACGCC